UCUGCAGAGUUGCGAGCUCUCCCUCUCUGCGGCCAGCUCGCCCUGACAGCAGCCAACACUGGCGCAGAGUCUCCGCACAAACAUUUCAACCUUAUAUAUUUUUUUGGGGUCCAUCAUUCACAGCCGAACUUUCUACACAUCCUCUUCAGGAGAGCAGCGUUGGAGCGGCCUCGUCUAGAAUGGGGAACCGAGACGAUGAAUACGAUUUCUUGUUCAAAGUUGUGUUAAUCGGAGAUUCGGGUGUAGGGAAGAGCAACCUGCUCUCACGAUUCACGCGGAAUGAGUUCAACCUCGAGAGCAAGAGCACCAUCGGGGUGGAGUUUGCCACGCGCAGCAUUCAGGUGGACGGCAAGACGAUAAAGGCCCAGAUCUGGGAUACGGCAGGACAGGAGCGCUACAGAGCCAUCACCUCUGCGUACUACAGAGGGGCCGUGGGGGCACUCUUAGUCUAUGACAUAGCCAAACACUUGACCUAUGAGAAUGUGGAGCGCUGGCUGAAGGAGCUGAGGGACCACGCUGACAACAACAUCGUCAUCAUGCUCGUUGGCAACAAGAGCGACCUGCGCCACCUCAGGGCCGUGCCCACAGACGAGGCCCGGGCCUUCGCAGAAAAAAACAAUCUGUCAUUCAUAGAAACGUCAGCCUUGGACUCAACAAAUGUUGAAGAAGCCUUCAAGAAUAUCCUAACAGAAAUCUACCGGAUCGUGUCGCAGAAACAGAUCGCUGAGCGGUCUGCACACGAUGAGUCCCCAGGAAACAACGUGGUGGACAUCAGCGUGCCACCAACCACAGAUGGCCAGAGGGGGAGCAAACUGCAGUGCUGUCAGAACCUGUAACCCAUGGCAACAGUCUCUCCUUCCCUGGGUCGAUUAUUAAUUGAAAUCCACAGUAUCACAAUAUCACGUGAAUCUGCACUUUCUUUCUUUUUUAGAUCAGCGGAGUCAGUUAAAUUCUGUCAUGCCAUUUAAGAUGAAUCUUAAUUUGAUUUCAACUUGUAAUCUGACCCAGGUACAGUCUGCUACAUUCUAGUGCAAAAACAGGACUGAUGGUACGUAGCUUACCAGAGUUACACAUGUUAAGAGUAGCAAAAUAGCUUUGCCUGUGACCUUGUAAGCCUGGACAUCUCCCUGAUAGAUGGUUAUUGCCACAUGAUGGAGGCCUGGGUUUGAAUCCUGCUCGUUUUAGUCGUACUAGCGGUUCUGUUUUUGGACUCCCCUCCUCCUCCUCAUUCAGUCAUCAUCUCAAAAGUGGUUGUGAUGCUACUAAGCUUAUUUCAUUUUGUGUAAAAUAUUUGUAUUUUUAUUUUGAUAGCUUGUCUGCUCACAUACAUUAUAUAAAUGCCAUGAAAAUAAAUUUUACAAUAUUA
Messenger RNA from Solea senegalensis (Senegalese sole), 1366 nucleotides. Its product is annotated as ras-related protein Rab-11B. Gene Ontology annotation, cellular component: recycling endosome. Gene Ontology annotation, molecular function: GTP binding; GTPase activity. NCBI's taxonomy places the organism in Eukaryota, Metazoa, Chordata, Actinopteri, Pleuronectiformes, Soleidae. The record is from RefSeq and is a predicted model, not a curated record. The coding region runs from base 180 to 836 and encodes 218 amino acids. The transcript is spliced from 5 exons. Gene Ontology annotation, biological process: constitutive secretory pathway; regulated exocytosis.